AAACACAUUUUUACCUACUCAUGAAAGUUUUUUUGUUUACCAAUGUGAAAAAGAAGCUAGACAGUAACGUGACUGUACCAAUGAUUAAAAAGCUGACUUGGGGUUUCCAAAAUGAAAAAUAAAUCAUCUCUGGCUAGAGGUAAAAGACUAUUUUUGUGUAUUCAACCGCUCAAAUUUUAAAGGGCGAAAAUAACACAAAAAAAAAUAUCAGACAUACACCAAUGGAAGAGAAAUAAAAACCUACAUAAAAUAAUAACAAGAAGAAUACAAAAAACACCAACGAUACUUAACUUUUAUUAAAAUAAAAUGUGUGAUAUAGACUGCCCUAAUUUGAUAGAUUUAAGUUUAGAUGAAAAAUCUCCGAACAAGACUGAACAUUUUCUACAACAGCCGUCCGAAAGCCAGGGGUUGCUUCAAUUUGUUUCCCCGCCUUACAAAAAACGUGAUAGUUUAGACAAUAAUCCCUUUGAUUGUGCGCAAAAACUGGCCAACUGCCAGGAUGACCCAUUUGAUAUUGUUGAGAGACAGGCUUGCCUUAAGGCAAAGCUUAGUUGCACCAAACCCGUUGUUGAGGUUAAGUUGGGCAAUUUAUUGUCCUUGAGUGAUGAUAAUCUUCUGGAUGAUGAUGGAAACUACGGGGAGUUGGGGGAGGAGAAUAGAUGCAAAAGCAAAAUGAAAGAUAUUGAUUUGGAGUCGGAAAGUCCACCAGUAACACUGUUACACAAAUUUCAAGGCGACAGCAACUCGGGUACCGAUACAGAUUCUACACCCAGCAGCAGUGCUGAAUUGACAUCCGCAAACAAAACGAAGAAGGCCAUGGAGUACAGAAAACGGCUAUUGAAGUUAAGUAUUACAAAUGCUGCCUUCAGUUCGCCCAUGUCACGAAGAGGCUCCCUGGAAGAGGUUGACUCCAUGAUGGGUACACCUAAAUCAUCAUCGAUAUCCAAAUCGACAUCGCCAUACUCUGAGUAUUCAUUGGCCUCUGAGUCGCCAUUGAAAUUUGUGGAAGAUGAUAUUGAUAUAAUGUCAGAAGAACCUCCAGCAUUGCUCGAUGCUGAAAAGAAUUUCGAAGCUGACUUGGAGAUGCUUAAGAUUCCCAUACUUAGUGAGCUACCAUCGCCGGUUAUUGACAAUGUUUCUGACUCUGUUGUGGGCACACACUCUGGAGCUGACAAUGAGCAAGUUGCAAUUAAAACGAAAUCAAAAAUUCUUGAUUUGGAAGCCAUUAAGGCCAAGUUAAAAGCCAAACGGGAAGAGAAGAAUAACACAAAUAACCAGGAAAUCAAGGCGCUUAUAGGUGAUUUGAAAUGCCUCAUUGAUAGUGGAGAUAUAACAAAUGACAAACAAAUGCAAGCUGCAACGCUUUUGGAAUCUCUUAGCUCGGUGCUGUCUUCAUCGCAGAAUAAGGUAAGUGCUCUGGCUCCACCACAGCCACAACCAAUAAAACGUCAAGGCACAUUCGACUUGGAACUACGCGAGGAGUCUGCAGAACAGAAUUUCGAAAAUCAACCUCUGGUAACGGAGAUGCCCAACUGCAUGGUGAGUUCAUCGGCAACUUAUGAUGGUGAGACGGCCGAUGAAAAGGAAGAUUUGCAACUGCCCGAAAUCGAGCCCGCAUCCCCACAAUCUCCAAAUGCGGAGACUACUUUACAACCCGAUGUUAAUGAUAUUGUCGAACAAUUAAGCAAGCUGUUAGUAAACAACAGCUCGGCAGAUGGAAGCCAGAACAACCAACAAAAUCCCACCUUCAUUGUGGUUAUGAACACCACACCCAUGCCCCAAAAGAAUAAUUCAAUAUCGGUAAUAGCACCUGCUGCCAGACAAAAGGCAGCCAUGAUAGCAAGCUAUAUGGAACAUUCUUCAAUUGAGGACUCAGCAUCAGAAGUAAAUGUGGCCAAGGCGGCAGCAACACGUAGAAGAUCACAAUCUUUAUCUCUGCAUGACAAAGUCAAAAUUGUCCAACUACCUAUUCAACCGCCCACUCCAAAAAUACUUCAAAAACAAAACAGCAUGGUGGUCAUGGAAGACGAGACGUCUCCGUCAACACCACCACCCACUGAAUUGGAGGAUCACGAUUUCAAGACACCCGAGUUAAGAACACCGGCACGCAUGGUGCGUCGCAACUCGUAUUCCAGUGGUACACCCUACACAACAACAGUAGGCUUAAGAAGGCCCAGCAUAAGUGGAGACAACAAAUCCUUUGGUCAUUUGCGCAUGACACAAACUCUAGAUACUCACCAUGAGGGUGGACAACAGCCGCAGCAACAAAAGGCCAUAGUUCGGCCCAUGUCCAUGUUAAGUAAUCAUAUGUCCUCCUUUAAGCCUGACCUUAAAAAGAAACACAAGGCCAAUACGGAGUCGAUUAUGAAAUCUUCGGGCCCCCUAAAAGCUACAAUACCCAUGAAAAGGGUAGCUCCCAUGCUGAAGACAUCACCGCCCACACCCGACAAUGGCUGCUCGGAUGACUUACACAAUUCAAGUGCACAACAAAAAAAUAAAAAAAUGCCCACCACACCAAUGGCUAGUGGACGCUCAUCGUCUCUAGGUAUACCCGCGGGUUAUCCCAACGCCUGUUCUACACCCUCUGCCUUUACCUCACCCAUGAAACGUUCCACCGCUGCUGGUGCUGUACCCAAGCCAAGAUAUUCCUAUUUAUCUACUACACCCAAUGCCAAACCAACAGUUGCACCUUUAAAUCCCAAUUUAAAAAGAAGAACGAUUUCUGAAUUUAAAGCCAAGUCACCACUAAAACCAAGAUCUUCAUAUUCAGCAAGUUCAGCGGCUGCAUCGACUUCUUUGCGUAGUGCUGGAGUAACAACACGUUCAUCAACAUCAAGCCGUUUGUCGACUUCAUCAAUGGCAAAACUUCCAACCAAAACUACAUCGAAAUUGGGUCCUAAUACUGCUGCAGUUAAACCGAUUGGACGUACAAAUUCUAGAUAUUCUUCAACAGCAUUGGCACCUUCAUCUCGAAAUAAAGAAAAUAAACAACCCUAAGCUCCUAUGGUGGAAGGUUUAAACUUCAUUUAUUUUUUUGGCAUGUUAUUUUAUAACUUUUGUACUUAAACUUUAAUGUUAAUUUAUGAACUAUAUCUAUGUGUUUCUUUGUUUAAUAUUUAGAGUAUUUGAUAAAAAAUAAAAACUGUAAAACCUUUUUGUCAGCA
Molecule: messenger RNA, 3164 nt
Organism: Stomoxys calcitrans (stable fly)
Lineage: Eukaryota; Metazoa; Arthropoda; Insecta; Diptera; Muscidae
Exons: 4
Coding region: 307-2997 (896 amino acids)
Source: RefSeq, a predicted model, not a curated record